This is a messenger RNA of Chelonus insularis, 1520 nucleotides long. RefSeq names its product tropomyosin 2 (gene Tm2). Gene Ontology annotation, biological process: muscle contraction; actin filament organization. Gene Ontology annotation, cellular component: actin filament. Lineage: Eukaryota; Metazoa; Arthropoda; Insecta; Hymenoptera; Braconidae. Gene Ontology annotation, molecular function: actin filament binding. The record is from RefSeq and is a predicted model, not a curated record. Bases 185 to 1039 code for a protein of 284 amino acids. The transcript has 7 exons.
CAUGCAAGAGAAGCCGCGUUUACUUCUAGCUCGCCAUUUUUGGCCGCCCCACCAGUGAAUUUCUGAAGAAAAGAGAGCUUUGAUUCUCUCAAAGCUUUUCAAGCAGCACUUGUCGCGUGUCGCUCCACUCGCGAGGAAAAUUCGAUAGUUUUGUGACCAAAGUACCAAAACCAAAACCACCACCAUGGACGCGAUCAAGAAGAAAAUGCAAGCGAUGAAGCUUGAGAAGGACAAUGCACAGGAUAAAGCAGAUACCUGUGAAGGACAGGCCAAAGAGGCCAAUAUGCGUGCGGAUAAAGUUAUGGAGGAGGUGCAAGAUUUGCAGAAGAAACUUCAACAAGUUGAAUCAGACUUGACGACCAACAAGGCUAAUCUUGAACAAGCCAACAAAGAUUUAGAAGAACGUGAAAAGUCUUUAACUAAUGCUGAAUCUGAGGUAGCUGCAUUAAAUAGGAAAGUUCAAUUGAUUGAAGAAGACCUCGAACGUUCUGAGGAACGUCUCAACACUGCUACUGCCAAGCUUACAGAAGCUUCCCAAGCUGCUGAUGAAUCCAGUCGUAUGUGCAAAGUAUUGGAAAACCGAGCCCAACAAGACGAGGAACGUAUGGAUCAAUUAACGAAUCAACUUAAAGAAGCUCGUUUACUUGCUGAGGAUGCUGACGGAAAAUCUGAUGAAGUAUCUCGCAAACUAGCCUUUGUUGAAGACGAACUUGAAGUUGCUGAAGAUCGUGUGAAAUCAGGAGAGGCAAAGAUCAUGGAGUUGGAAGAAGAACUCAAAGUUGUCGGAAACAGCUUAAAAUCUCUUGAAGUUUCAGAAGAAAAGGCCAACCAAAGAGUCGAAGAAUUCAAACGUCAAUUGAAGACAUUGACUGUCAAACUAAAGGAAGCUGAAGCUCGUGCUGAAUUUGCAGAGAAGACAGUCAAGAAAUUACAGAAAGAAGUUGACAGGCUCGAAGACGAAUUGAGUAACCAGAAGGAAAAACACAAAGCUAUUUGCGACGACUUGGAUUCAACAUUUGCUGAGCUUACUGGCUAUUAAAUAAUUUAUUUACAUUACAAUAUACCUACCUAUUACUAGAAGACAGAAAGACAUCAAUAAUACACUUAACGUGCUUUUUUUCUUUUUUUUCUUAUUCAUUUAUUUUAAUUAUUUAUCUUUGUUGUCAUUUAUUUAUUCAGUUAUUUUUAUUUGCAAUAUCAAAUUCGAAAAAAAAAACCAAAACAUUACUGAACAACUAGAUUACUGUACGUACGUUUUUAGCGACAUAAAAAGAACUUAUUUGCUUCACUGCAACGACCAGCUCAUUUUACAGACGAACUUGGAAUCAACAAAGACAGAUACAAGUCACUUGCAGACGAAAUGGACUCAACUUUCGCCGAAUUGGCUGGAUAUUAAAGAAAAAAUUUUACCAAAUUUCUUUUUUCCUGGUCGAAAGAAAAAAAAAAACAGAACAUGGAAUCGAGGAUUUGUAUCAAUAUACGAGAUUACUUCCUCAAUAUACAGUUCUGGACAAUUUAAA